This is a messenger RNA of Brassica napus (rape), 846 nucleotides long. RefSeq lists its product as uncharacterized. NCBI's taxonomy places the organism in Eukaryota, Viridiplantae, Streptophyta, Magnoliopsida, Brassicales, Brassicaceae. The record is from RefSeq and is a predicted model, not a curated record. The coding region runs from base 154 to 783 and encodes 209 amino acids. The transcript has 2 exons.
AGUCUAAAAAACACCCACUAAUUAACAUAAAUAAAACCAGUGCAAAUCAAAUCUAUCCUAUAUUUUAUUUAUAACGAUGACAACAUACAAUAUAAACCCAUCAUAACUCAUAUAUAUAACUCUCUCACUCACUCUACAACUGAUUCAUUGAAGAUGAUGGAGAGACCACAGAAUUAUCUGCUUAGUUGUGGUAUAAAGACAAUAGAAGAGUUAAGACAUUCACUUCUCCACACAAGAGUGGAGUUAGAGCAAACAAUAAGAGUAGCCCAAGAAGAACUCAAUGCCAAAGACAGCCACAUAAUGCAGCUCAAAGAUCUCCUCAACAAAACUAUUAAAGAGAAAGAUGAAGCACAAAAGAGAUACAAGAAGCUUCUUCUUCACAAAAACAUCAUCCUUCAACACCAAACUGUAGAUGAACAAGACCCACACAUCAGUGGGCUUCUUUCAUCCGACGGUGAGGAAAGCAUUGUCUCAUCUUUUGAACCGCCGAUGCAGCUCGAGUUAGAUUUUCCAGACAUGACAUUACCGGAGAAAGGGAAGCUUUUAAAUGCGGUUUUGAAGGCGGGGCCUCUGCUUCAGACUCUGCUUUUGGCUGGACAGCUUCCACAAUGGCGUUAUCCACCACCGCAGCGAGAGUCAUUCGAAAUUCCACCGGUGAUUAUUCCCGAAGCAACGCCAUUGUCACCAAAUAGCUGUGGGAGUAAUCUUAACCGGAAGAGGGUUCACUGCGAUGAUUCUAGUUCCAAAAGAGAGACCAAGUACCAAAGACUUCUCUUUCCUUGAUUGUUGAUGUAAUCAUAUUUUCAUUCAAGCAUCAAGUAUGUUUAUGAAGAGUUCAUUUUUCUU